AUGUCCUUCGGGAUCUCGGAGUUGAUCAAGGAGGGCGUGGCCGGGUGGUUCAAGCUGUUGAACGAGGAAGAAGGCGAGUUCUACAACAUCCCAAUCCCACCAGAGGACGAGGAAGAAUUCGAGAAGAUGCGCAAAAAGAUGGAGGACUGUAAUUCAAAUCGAGAAAAGACGCCGCCAAAGCCGAGGGACAUGACCAAGUCUCCAACGUUGAAGAGCGACGUCAUCAAGGCGGCCGAUUUCAACUUUAUCACCGUGCUGGGCAAGGGAUCUUUUGGAAAGGAUCGCCUCUAUUUCGUGAUGGAGUUUGUCAACGGCGGUGAUCUGAUGUAUCAAAUUCAACAGGUCGGCAAGUUCAAGGAGCCGGUCGCAUGUUUCUACGCCGCCGAAAUUGCCGUCGGCCUCUUCUUCCUCCACUCCAAGGGGAUCAUUUACCGAGAUUUGAAGCUCGACAACGUCAUGUUGGAACGGGAUGGACAUAUUAAGAUCACCGACUUUGGCAUGUGCAAAGAGGGGAUCACUGGCGAUGCAACCACGAAAACCUUCUGCGGUACUCCCGAUUACAUUGCGCCUGAGAUCAUCCUCUACCAACCAUACGGUAAAUCCGUUGAUUGGUGGGCGUAUGGAGUCCUGCUCUUCGAGAUGCUGGCCGGACAACCGCCUUUUGACGGCGAGGACGAAGAUGAACUAUUCACAGCAAUCACUGAGCACAACGUCUCGUAUCCGAAGGCUCUUUCCAAGGAGUCGGUCUCGAUUUGCAAGGGAUUCCUGCAGAAGAACCCGGUGAAGCGGCUGGGCUGUGGUUCGAACGGGAAUAGGGAUAUUCAAGAACACGCCUUCUUCCGGCGGAUAGACUGGUUCAAGAUCGAGGCCCGUCAAGUCCAACCGCCCUUCAAGCCCAAAGUGAAAGCACCCGAUGACGUCUCUAACUUCGACCCGGAAUUCACACACGAGGUGCCCCGGCUGACCCCAAUCGAUCGACUCUUCCUGAUGAACCUCGACCAGACCGAAUUCGAGGGCUUCUCCUUCGUCAACCCCGAAUAUGCAAUCUCGGCCCUAAUCAGCAGCGACUGGAUUCUCAUCGAUGACGAGACCAACUCCACCCUAAUCGAGCCUCUCUCUGAGUUUCCGGGAGCCCAGAAAUGCGAACGCUUGGGUACCCGUGACUUCUGGAGCAUCUCCUCAUUCGGGGGAUUCGUCGAGAAGAACGGGAAGAAGCACACUGCGUUCAGAACCGAGGAUCGGGUGUUGUGGGAUUGCGUGACGCCGCUGGUUGCUGAUCUUUUCUACCUCCUAAUCGCCCUCUGCUUCGUGGUUGCUCUAACAGCCCUCUGCGCCGCACUCCUUCACGUUCUCGCCCCGCCACACAGCUUCCUGGCAUGGCUACGCAGGAAUACGGUGGUCGAGAUGUGCAAUAUGCUUCUCUGCCUCACCGCCUGCGCCGUAUCCAUCGUGGCCGAGGCGACAAUUGCCAACCUGCGCCCAGAAGCCUCGGUCAGCGUCGGCUCCGGGCUGUUCCUGUUGACGCUCUCAGGGUUGCAGUCGUUCCUGUCGGCUGUUGUCAGUCUGAGACACACGUCCAAGAUUCAAAAAGCGCGCCGCAUCGACAACCAGCGUCUGCUUUGCGCGAGGUCCCUUCGAUCGUGGAGGGAUAUGGGUAGAAGAUCUGAGGACACCAGGCCGAUCGUCGAUUUUGAGAGAUACCUCGACUCGGCUAGCGCCGCCAGCGUCGAGGAGCUGUCCGUGAUGCCAAAGUUGGAGGAAACUAUU
Messenger RNA from Mesorhabditis spiculigera, 1767 nucleotides. The record is from the annotation of a GenBank genome assembly. NCBI's taxonomy places the organism in Eukaryota, Metazoa, Nematoda, Chromadorea, Rhabditida, Rhabditidae.